AUGAAGGCUUCGAGUGAAAAUCUCAAUAUUAGUAGCACAACCAAUGCGGUAAUAACAAAUGAUCAAGAACUUGUUGGGGAAUGUGGUAAUCCAAGUCAACUCCAAGAAUCGUGUAUGAUUCCAGAAAAUGUGACAGGGAUCAUGUUGGGAAAGCAAAAAUUGAGGCUGGAACUUCUUACACGAAAGGAGUCUGACUCAAAGAAGAGAGGCAAAGAGGAAGUUCAAAUGCCAUUAAAGAAGACUAAAAAUAAUAUAAAGAAAAAGAAGAGGGUACCUCUUGUUCCGAUUCCAAGGUCAUAUUCAUACUUGUUACCCUUUUUCUUCAAAAGUCAGCUCUUAACGCCUAUUCCUCCAAGGCCUUACACUUAUUUGCAUCCAGAUUGGCAAGAUAGAAAAACUAAGCUCCCAAGAAGCUCAAAACUUGUUGUUGAAGGGAGAUCUGCAAACCAAUGUCUCUUCCAAGACGUUAGUCAAAAGUUAAACCAUCAAAAUGAACAUCUCGAUGAUCAUUCACAAGGUCUUCAAGAUGGUCAUAAUAAUGACAUGGAGAAAUAUAAUGAAAAAGUUUCUUGUGAAUAUUACGUCGGAGCCCGAGGACACUCUAUCGAUAAUUGCAACAACUUCAAGCGACAAGUCCAAGAUAUUUUGGCUCAUGGGGUUAUAGAGGUGGAUGUUAACAAUCAGUCUAUUUUGGUCAGACAAUUGGGAGUUAGUGCUCAGAAUAGAGUUGAUGGGGUCGAAACGAGUGAAGUGCAUACAAAAGAGAGCGUAAAAAGGAAAAGAGCAAAAUCAAGGAAUGUGAGAAGAAACAUGUGUGGUUUUAAUGAGACCAGCUUGAAUCUUCUCCCUGAUGAAGUGGUAAUCGAUUUCUAUGUGUUUAGUGUGCUCAUGAAAAACAAGAUCAAGAGCUUAGAAGAACGAAUGAAAUCCGUGGAAAUAACUGAAUCAUUCUAUGGAUUUGAUGCUAGUGAGUUGAGUUUAGUUCCAGACCUAAUCCUCCCUAUCAAGUUCAAAGCUCCCGAAUUUGAUAAAUAUAACGGUACUACAUGCCCUUCAUCUCACAUCACUAUGUUUUGUCGACGAAUGGCAGGAUAUGUAAAGGACGAGAAAUUGUUAAUUCACUGCUUUCAGGAUAGUUUGACAGGACCGGCUUUAAAAUGGUAUACUCAAUUGACCAAAGCCAAUAUUAGAUCUUGGAAAGAUUUGGCUAAAGCAUUUCUAGAGCAGUACCGCCAUGUGACAGACAUGGUCCCUGAUAGAUGGACUCUCCAGAAUUUGGAGAAAAAGAAUAAUGAAACAUUCAGACAGUAUGCCCAGAGAUGGCGUGACACUGCAGCCCAAGUUCAACCACCUUUGUCAGAAAAAGAGGCCACAGUAAUGUUUGUCCAUACAUUGAAGGCCCCUUAUUUAAAUCAUCUAAUGGGGAAUGCAACCAGAAAUUUUGCAGAUUUGGUCAUUUCUGGAGAAUUAAUUGAAAAUGUUUUGAAAAGUGGCAAGAUUGAAUCGAAUGAUGGGUCUAGUUCCAAAAGAAGUGGGAGAUGUUACUCUCCCGAGACAUCCAAUGCUUCAGAACUAGUGAAAGCAAAAGGAAAAGCUGUGGCAAUACCUCAGAAGGUAUUUGAAGAUGAAUCCCUUCCAGCAUUCAAUGAACCUGUUACAGAAAAGCAAGCUCAAGAAUUUUUGAAGUUCUUGAAACAUAGUGAGUAUAGUGUGGUUGAACAACUACACAAACAACAGGCGAGAAUUUCUAUUCUUGAUCUUUUGAUGAAUUCAGAAGCGCAUAGGAAUGCUUUGAUGAAAAUCCUCAAUCAGACAUUUAUCCCCGAAGAUAUAUCCCUCAAUAAACUUGACAGAAUUGUGGGACAUAUAGCCGCCGACAAUUACAUAACCUUCACAGAUGAUGAAAUACCAGAAGGCGGAAUGGGGUCAGUAAAAGCUUUAAACAUCACGACACAUUGUCAUGGUCAUGUGUUGCCAGGAGUAUUGAUUGACAAUGGGUCUGCCCUCAAUUUGAUGCCUCUAGUUACACUUCAAAGAAUGCUUCUGGAUCAAUCACACAUGAAGAGUUAUCAGAAUGUGGUACGAGCAUUUGAUGGUACUAAAAAAGAAGUGCUUGGGAAAAUGGAAAUACCGUUAUUAAUUGGCCCAGUCGUGUACAAUAUUGACUUUGUGGUGAUGGACAUCCACCCCACAUAUAAUUGUCUAUUAGGGAGGCCAUGGAUUCACUCAGCAGGAGCCGUUCCUUCUUCAUUACAUCAGAAAUUGAAAUUUGUUGUUGAUGGACAACUAAUAUGCGUUAAUGCUGAAGAAGAAGAUGUUCCUACUGAACUAUUAAGAUUGGUAGAAAAAGAAGACAAACAAAUUCUACCCCACAAAGAAGAGGUUAAGACUGUGAAUUUGGGAACAGAUAAAGAAAUAAAAGAGGUGAAAAUUGGCACUACUCUGACAAUCCAGAUAAAGCAAGAAUUGAUAAAUCUCCUUCAAGAGUUCAAAGAUAUCUUUGCAUGGUCUUAUCAAGAUAUGCCCGGUUUGAGCACAGAUAUAGUGAUACACAAGCUUCCAAUCAAUCCGGAAUAUAAACCAAUCCAACAAAAGCUCAGACGAAUGAGGCCAGAAAUGUUGUUGCAAAUCAAAGAAGAAGUGAUGAAACAGAUCAAUGCAGGUUUCCUACAGGCAGCUAAAUACCCAGAAUGGGUAGCCAACAUUGUUCCCGUACCAAAAAAGAAUGGGAAAGUUCGAAUGUGCGUGGAUUACAGAGAUCUCAACAAAGCUAGCCCGAAAGAUAGCUUUCCCUUACCCCACAUAGACACAUUGGUGGACAAUACUGCAGGACAUGCAUGGUUUUCAUUUAUGGAUGGCUUUUCAGGAUAUAAUCAGAUAAAAAUGAAUCCUGAAGACAUGGAAAAGACGACAUUUAUAACCAUGUGGGGCACAUUCUGUUAUAAAGUGAUGCCAUUUGGAUUGAAAAAUGCAGGGGCAACAUAUCAAAGAGCCAUGGUAACUUUGUUUCAUGACAUGAUGCACAAAGAGAUUGAAGUAUAUGUAGAUGACAUGAUUGCCAAAUCCAGAACGGAAGAAGAACAUAUUCAAAAUCUGAGGAAGCUUUUCCAGAGAUUGAGGAAGUAUCAAUUAAAGCUCAACCCCGCAAAAUGCACUUUUGGGGUAACUUCCGGGAAGCUUUUGGGAUUUGUAGUCAGCAAAAAAGGAAUCGAGAUUGAUCCAGAUAAAGUCAAAGCAAUUCAAGAUCUUCCACCACCCAAUACAAAAAAAGAAGUUAGAGGCUUUUUGGGGAGAUUAAAUUAUAUAUCUCGGUUCAUUUCUCAAUUGACUGACAAAUGUGAUCCAGUGUUCAAAUUACUUCGAAAGAAUAAUCCUGAAGUCUGGAAUGAAGAAUGUCAAGAAACUUUGGAUAUUAUUAAGAAAUAUUUAUCCAAUGCCCCAAUUUUAGUAUCACCAAUGCCUGAUAGACCAUUAAUUCUCUAUUUGACGGUCUUCGAAAAUUCGAUGGGAUGUGUACUAGGACAGCAUGAUGAAUCAGGAAGGAAAGAAAAAGCUAUUUAUUAUCUGAGCAAGAAAUUUACUGAUUGUGAAGUUCGAUAUCCACCAAUACAAAAAUUAUGUUGUGCUUUGGUGUGGACUACUCGAAGACUCAGACAAUAUAUGUUAUACCAUACUACUUGGUUGAUAUCAAAACUUGAUCCUUUGAAGUUCUUAAUGGAAUCACCAGCUUUGACAGGCAGAAUGGCUAGAUGGCAGAUGUUAUUAUCUGAGUUUGAUAUUGUAUAUGUCAACCAAAAAGCGAUAAAAGGAAGUAUCAUAGCUGAUUUCCUGGCCAGUCGUGCAUCAAAUGAUUAUCAGCCUUUGAACUUUAAUUUUCCCGAUGAAGAUCUGUUAUGCAUAUCCAUGAAUGAAGAAGUCAAAACAAAUGAUGCAUUCGCAACUUGGAAGCUUUACUUUGACGGAGCAUCUAAUGCUUUGGGACGAGGAAUCGGGGCAGUGUUAAUUUCUCCUGAUAAUGUUUAUUAUCCAUUUACAAGUAGACUGGAGUUCUUUUGCACCAAUAACAUGGCGGAAUAUGAAGCUUGUGUCAUGGGAUUAAAAGCAGCUAUAGAAAGAAAAAUCAAAUGUCUCAAGAUAUAUGGAGAUUCAUCGUUAGUAGUGUAUCAAUUGCGAGGAGAAUGGGAAACAAAAGAUCCUAAAUUGUUGGAAUACCGAAAUUUUACCCUCGAAUUAGUGAAAGAAUUUGAGAAAGUUACAUUCAAUUAUCUCCCUCGAGAAGAAAAUCAAAUGGCAGAUGCUUUGGCUACAUUAGCUGCUAUGUUUCAGGCAACUAAGAAAGUUGAUAUGAUGCCAAUCAAAAUGCAAGUAUAUGAAAUUCCUGCACAUUGUUAUAGUGUGGAAGAAGAGGUAGAUGGUAAACCAUGGUAUCAUGAUAUCCUGCAAUAUAUCAAAAAUCAAAGUUAUCCACCAAAUUCAUCGGAAAUUGAUAAAAGAACCUUGAGAAGAAUGGCUGCUGGAUAUUUUCUUGAUGGAGAGAUUAUGUAUAGAAGAAGCAGUGAUCAAAUGCUGUUGAGAUGUUUAAAUACCAGCGAAGCUCGAAAUGUCAUUGAAGAAGUACACAGUGGAAUAUGUGGAACACAUGCAAAUGGUCUUUCUAUGGCCAGAAAAAUAAUGAGAUAUGGAUACUAUUGGGCUACCAUGUACACAGAUUGCAUUGAUUAUGCAAGGAAAUGUCAUAAAUGCCAGAUAUAUGCAGACAAGAUUCAUGUACCCCCAUCUCCUUUACAUGUAAUGACAGCACCCUGGCCAUUUUCUAUGUGGGGAAUAGAUGUCAUUGGGGCAAUCACACCAAAAGCAUCGAAUGGACAUUGCUUCAUUCUUGUGGCAAUUGAUUAUUUUACCAAAUGGGUUGAAGCUGCUUCAUAUUCCAAUAUUAAGAGGUCCACAGUCUGCAAAUUCAUAAAGAAAGAGAUAGUUUGCCGAUAUGGCCUACCAGAGAGGAUCAUUACAGAUAAUGCUCUGAACCUGAACAACAAAAUGAUGACCGAACUUUGUACACAGUUCAAGAUCAAACAUGCAAAUUCAGUGGCAUAUCGUCCAAAGAUGAAUGGGGCAGUUGAAGCAGCAAAUAAGAAUAUCAAGAAAAUCAUUACAAAGACUACUGAAACCUACAAAGAUUGGCACGAGAAGUUACCUUUUGCUCUAUAUGCAUACCGAACUACUGUUCGAACAUCUACUGGGGCAACACCGUUUUCUUUAGUCUACGGGAUGGAAGCAGUCUUACCAAUUGAAGUUGAGAUUCCAUCGCUCCGAAUAUUGAGAGAAAUAAAACUGGAUGAAUCUGAAUGGAUCCAAGCUAGGGUUGAUCAAUUGAACCUUAUUGAGGAGAAAAGAUUGAAAGCUAUUUGCCAUGGACAGAUGUAUCAAAAACGGAUGAUGAAGUCUCAUGAUAAGAAAGUACAUCCAAGAGAAUUCCAAGAGGGUGAUCUAGUACUAAAAAAGAUCUUGCCUAUACAUAAAGAUUUCCGUGGGAAAUGGAUGCCUAAUUGGGAAGGGCCAUACGUUGUGAAAAAGGCCUUUUCCGGAGGAGCAUUGAUCUUGGCAGAAAUGGAUGGAAAAAUUCUGAAAAAUCCAAUAAACUCAGAUUCUGUCAAGAAAUAUUAUGCUUGA
Hibiscus syriacus is the source of this 5670-nucleotide messenger RNA. RefSeq lists its product as uncharacterized. The transcript has 7 exons. The record is from RefSeq and is a predicted model, not a curated record. Gene Ontology annotation, molecular function: RNA-DNA hybrid ribonuclease activity; nucleic acid binding. Bases 1 to 5670 code for a protein of 1889 amino acids. NCBI's taxonomy places the organism in Eukaryota, Viridiplantae, Streptophyta, Magnoliopsida, Malvales, Malvaceae. Gene Ontology annotation, biological process: DNA integration.